This is a messenger RNA of Physella acuta, 963 nucleotides long. RefSeq lists its product as uncharacterized. NCBI's taxonomy places the organism in Eukaryota, Metazoa, Mollusca, Gastropoda, Physidae. Gene Ontology annotation, molecular function: CoA-ligase activity. The record is from RefSeq and is a predicted model, not a curated record.
AUGCCAGGAGAUCUGACUGGGGAGGUUCUAAUGAAACGGUUCCAGUACCGAGCAGACACAGACCCGAACAAAGAUGGAUUUGUCUUUGUUGACCAAACAAUGAACAGGAUUCCCUUAUCCAGGUUCCAGAUAUGGGACAUGAGUGGACGUUACGCGUCUCGCCUUAGACGUUACGGCAUAAAGACUGGCGAUGUUGUUUGCUCAAUGAUGAAAACAUCCAGGACAAAACUCAUCACAACUUUCGGUGUCAUAGCUGCCGGUGGUGUCUUUAUCAAUGGGCUGGCUAUGCUAAAUGACGGUCAAGAUAUUUUUAGAGUCCUGAAUACAUCGAACAGUGAAACGAUUUUAACGUCAUGGAGUAACCCAGAAUUUGUCUUUCUUCAGAAGUAUUUACAAAUGAGGAAAUCGCCAUCAGAUGUUGGGUUUGAAACCAUCAUCCCGGUACAGUGUAGCCAGGCCCCGUGUCUGAAACAGCUGAUCGUGUACAAGUUAAACAGCCACCAAGACCACACAACUUUCCUCUCUUCUCUCGCUGAUGAAGACUUCUAUGAGGCUGACGUCAAUACUGAUGACGAGGCUUACAUUUUCUUGACUUCCGGAAGUACCAGCUACUCCAAGAUGGUGCCCAGAACACACAGGGAAUGUCUAGCUAUAGCCGACUCCAUCAAGCAAGACGUCGACAUAGUUCUCAACAACCGUAAAAUGGAAUGGAUCGGUGGGUUCCCGAGCCUAUACCUGGGCUCAGGUGCCACGACCAUAGUCCAAGAGUACCUGGACGGUUCCAGUACAUUGAAUGUAGCAGACAUGUGGAACUUUGCCUGCGACGAAGGGGCGUCGGCUGCCGUCCUUUUGCCCCCUGAAGUCAUGGUCAUCAAGCAGGCAUUCGAUGAGGGCAAAAUCACAAGACACAUUAAAAGAAUCAUAAGUGGAGCACAACCCAUAAGAAGGGUAGGAAAUAAAUAA